AUGCAAUCUUUACCCAAUAACACAUCCAAGCAGAUCAAGGACUUUAUCAUAAUGACAUCGGGCGUGGAGUACCUGUUCCCUAACACGUUACAGGAGAGCCCCCAUCUGACCAAGCUUGUCUUCCUAAACAAUACGCUGCUAAGUAUUCAUGCUCGGGCUUUUGAAAAUCUCACUGAGCUGCAGGAGCUGGAGAUCAGCGGGAGCCCCUGGCUGGAUCAGUUAUAUCUGGGGACUUUUUCAAAGCAGGGAAACCUGACUAAACUGCUGCUCAACUUCAACAGGCUCAAGACAGUGCUCCCUGGCAUGUUUGACUCCCUGAAACAGCUAGAAACUCUGCAAAUGAAGGGCAACAUUAUAUCAGAUCUGCCACCAUUUAUUUUCCUGCACCUCCACAACCUGCGUGUACUGGACUUGUCCCAAAAUAAACUGGAUGAAGUAAAAAGAGAAUUUUUUUAUGGUCUAAUCGGGCUGAAGAUUCUGAAAAUGAACAACAACCACAUUAGUAAUCUUACAUCUGACAUAUUCCACAAUAUUUCUCAACUGAUAGAGCUUCACUUGGAGUGGAAUGAGGUAUCAGAACUUGCUGAUGGCAUCUUCUCUGUGCUAACCAAGCUAAAGGUGCUAAACCUUCGUGGAAACCUUCUUACAACCUUCAGCGAUAAAGUGUUUGGCAUUCAGGCCUCAAAUUUGAAGGAGCUGAACCUAAGAGACAACAGACUAGCUGAGCUGUCCUCUCUCAGUCAUUUCACAUCUCUUUCUGAUCUUUUCUUGUCCUCUAACCAGCUCUCCAACCUUUCUGAAAACAUUUUUACAAAUCUAACAAGGCUGGAGAAUCUGGAUCUUUCUGAAAACCAGCUCACAUUUCUGCCUGAAAGGAUCUUCAGAAAUCUGUUUGGCAUCAAGGCACUCCACCUUCACAAGAACAAUCUAACCAAGGUGGACACCAAACUGUUUGAAGACCAAAAUUUCAUUCAGCAGCUGUAUCUGUCUGACAACCGGCUGGAAACUCUCCCACUGGGCUUUCUAGACCAUUUUCAUAUCCAGAAUACACUUAGGCUGCACGGAAAUCCCUGGAAAUGUGACUGCCACAUGUGGUACCUGCAUGACUGGGUGCUGAGAAACAGCCAAAACAUCGACAUGCCGGACAGGAUGCUUUGUGAGAGCCCUGGCUUUUUGAGAAGACAGGGGGUCGCCUCUAUUGACAAGGAUCAACUGGUGUGUCAGGUGUCAAAAGAUGAGAUGCUUGAUCUCAGCAGCUGUAGUCUGCAAACAUCCAGUGACACUGUGAUCAUCAAAUGUAAAGUGGAUAGAUGUUCUCCGCUGACAGUGAAGGUGCAGUUUCAGGAGGAUAACGGCAGCAUUAAGGAGCAUAUUGUCAAAAACGAACAUGAACAAUUUCGGUGCAGCAACGAGACAAUGACCGAGAGCCCUGUUCAGUAG
Molecule: messenger RNA, 1440 nt
Organism: Monopterus albus (swamp eel)
Lineage: Eukaryota; Metazoa; Chordata; Actinopteri; Synbranchiformes; Synbranchidae
Product: carboxypeptidase N subunit 2
Exons: 1
Coding region: 1-1440 (479 amino acids)
Cellular component (GO): extracellular matrix
Molecular function (GO): protein binding
Source: RefSeq, a predicted model, not a curated record